Bemisia tabaci is the source of this 4212-nucleotide messenger RNA. RefSeq lists its product as uncharacterized. NCBI's taxonomy places the organism in Eukaryota, Metazoa, Arthropoda, Insecta, Hemiptera, Aleyrodidae. The record is from RefSeq and is a predicted model, not a curated record.
ACCUUGUAAAUCGAUCCUUUCCCAUAGGUUUAAAUGGUAGAUCAAUCGAUAGAUCGCAAAGCACGCCACGCCACUGGUGGCAGCACGGUGUAAUCUACAUCUCAUAUUUUAUCUCCGUUGGAGUAAUUGACCCACGAGUUAAGACGGGAGCGAAAAAAGAAGAAAAAAAAUUUAAGACGGAAGAGGGGCCACGUAUUGAGCUGUCUCAGUCUGUUACAAAACUGAAACUCUGUCGUGAGGAAAUAUGUAUAUAGAUCGUGCCAUUUUCCUCUUUUAAAAUGUUAAGGCUCCUGAUUUUCACGUACCUGAUAUUUCAGACCUAUGGAUUCCUCGUGUAUCCACAAGACGAUUCCAGUCCAUCAGAUGAAGAGCCCAGUCCAUCGCCGCACUUACGACCUCUUUUGACCUAUGGAUUCCUCGUGUAUCCACAAGACGAUUCCAGUCCAUCAGAUGAAGAGUCCAGUCCAUCGCCGCACUUACGACCUCUUUUGAUGUCCAUCGAUGAUCUACACUUACGGCAGUUGAGUUUCGCAGAGCUCAAGGAGACAAUAUUUUUCGUGGACAAGACACGGCUCAUCAGGGAUUUCCUCCAUGCCACGGGUCCGCAACAUAUGAUACUCCAGACUAAACGCGGAUUCGGCAAAACGACCAACUUGGACAUGAUCCGCCGCUUCCUGGAGAUUGACGCCUCCCACAACGGCACGAAGGAAACGGACAAACUCUCGCACAAGAGCUACAAGACUUUCGCGACCAAGGUUCCCAACAAGAACCAAUUCUUAGACGUGUUCAGAGACCGGCCGCUUUUCGCGAAAAACUUCGGUGAAUAUCCAGUUAUCUGGCUGGACUUUGAUACGAAAGGAGUCAAAACGCGCAGCGAGGCAGGCUUCUUACGCCAUCUCCUCAACAACACUCUCCGAUCGGCGUUCGAGGAUCACGCUUACCUCAUCAACUCAUCGAUGAUUUCAGCGGAUGACAAGAUGAACGUGAGGAAGUUCCUCUACCCGAACUCUUCAACCCAUGACGUCACGCCGCGACAGGGUGUCGCCCUCCUGAAAAGACUCCUGAGGCAGCAAUUCCAAAAAGACGCAAUCACACUGGCCGACAACGUGGACGCAAGACUCCGAGAGGUCAUCUUCGACCCGGAGCAAGAACUCGACGAAAAAGUGGACGUGUUAGACAUCCUGAUCGACGAAAACGAACCGUCAGGCCGAAUGCUGAUGACAUGCGUACUUCUGCCACCUGGUGGCUCAAAAUUCAACCACUGGUUCGGGAAACAGUAUGAGGGUGUCACAGAGGACAUACUCGAAACGGUGGUAUACAAAAAGCCCUCUUUCUUGAAUCGAAUGUCUCAAAUGAAAGCGUGGUACGGUGGCUACGGUGACAAGUUCAAUCUUUACUCCGUCAUGAAGUAUAUGAAUUGGGGUAGGAAAAAAUUCCAACCUCUCUGGACCGAGCUGGGGUCACUGGACACCUUUAAAAUGGCGUUUGCUCCAGAUUGUUUCGGUCCGAAGAUUUUGGAGUGUUUUGUUGGGUGUGAGAUUACACCCGCCAAUUUCAGCUCUCACUUGGAGGUCUUUCCUCAAGCUAUGAGAAGUCUAAAGAGCCUGCAAAGACUUGCCUUCCCAGUGGAGGCAUCGGUAUGUACCGAUGAGGUGUUGCUUCACUUUGUCGAGUUUUUGGUAGAUCUUGGUUACCUGAACCGCACGGGUAGAGUUUAUAGACCACGCUCUAGUCCACGCAAAGAGUACCAAAUACUGAAGGUUCCAAACCUGGAGGUGGAAGACUACAUCUCGAAGCUAAUCUAUAAGACGGUUGUGGCUGAAACCCCUCUCAAUGGAGAUGAAAAUUUCCGACUGGAAUUAUUCGAAGCAAUUUUCGGAGUCAGUGAGUCUCAGGAAACCAUGCGUAGGUUUGCGACCGCUUUAGCUACACUACUCAGGACAUCUGAACGUGCAAACCAGACAUCACAAGUAACUUUAGGUCACGCGCUUCGGGUACAUUUGUUACAUCCGCCAACGCAAUUCAACGUGCCUUACGUGAAAUUAGGCCCAAAUGAUGCAGAUUUGGAUAGAGGAAGGCCAAAUUUUGACCUGGUCUUCGCUGUCCGAGCUAAGGAUGCUCCAGCUGUAGGGUUUUUCAUGAAAGUCGAGUUGGAUGAAAAAUCUACGGCAUCGGAUCAAAUUUUGAGUGACGUUGUAAAUGAUUUCCAGUUAGAGGAGUUACAGAAUAUACCUAAAAAAGGGACGGUGAAUGUGUUGGUAAAAAUGGGUUGUGAUGAUGAGAUUUGCAGGCUUAAUUAUCUGUAUAAUAGUACUCAACUUGACCAGAGCAAACAGUUAGAGAUUAAAAAGGAGCAAGUUGCGAGGGAAGCUCGUGAAAAAUGGAACAAAUUUUGAAGAUGUUCUUCCCAAUGAAAAAACACAAGGUUCCGUCACGAGGUUAGGUUUUGUUUGAACGAUGAGUGUCCCUUUUGUGCUGAAGACACAGCGUGAGAACGUGUGUCACAGAGGGGGAUCCUGCGUUUGGCAACACUGGAUUCCCUACAUUUAAACCUAUGUUAAAUAAUCGAUUCUUGUCGGAGCACCUGUCCACUCCAAGGAUCGAUACAUUUCCAUAGGUUUAAACGGAGAGUAACAAUGUUGCCAAUUUGCUGGAUCCGCCAAUGGUGCGUCAGAAACUCAGUAAAAAUCUGUGAAAGAAAGUUUCUUCCAUUGCCCUACACUAAUGACCAACCUGUCAGCCAACUUAGCGCGCGUUCAUUUUAUAAGCUUAAUAUUGUAGAAUUAUAGGGGACUGAGAUACGUUCAACCUGCUCAGGCUAUCAUAAAUUAAAUGGAGUGUUGAUUGAACAAUCAUUAAUGAAUUCUGUUAGGCUGCGGAAAACUGGAAAAAAUCGAGAGAGAAAUACAAAUUUACGUUUACCGUAAAAGAAGGACUUGAGCUAAUUGCUAAGAACGAUGUUCACCAAGAUUGAUAUAAAUUAGUGCAAGAGCUCAGACGAAAUGAUAAAAAUGUCUAAAAGUACCUAUCUAUUUCUGCUCAGCAGCUGUCCACUUUGCAUAUUAUAAAGAAUGAGGGUGCUUGCAACUUUUCUCAAGGUGCAUAUUCGAAUAAAAACAGAGGCGGGUCCAGGAAUUUGGCAAAACCGUAUUUCCUCCAUUUAAACCUAUGCGAAAUAAUCGAUUCUUGUCAGAGCAACUGGCGGCCUGGCCCCUCCAAGGAUCGAUACAUUUCCAUAGUUUUAAAUGGAGAAAGGACAAUAUUGCCAAUUUGCUGGAUCCGCCAAUGAAUAAAAAUAAGAAAAUAGAGACAAAAUAUUUAAGGGUAUGCAACCCUAAAGUUGUAACGUUGUCGAUGAUGAGAUCUACAACGCUGCUGCACUUUCACUACCAGUGGUCCAAUUCCCUCGGGGCUCUCGAAGGAGAGUUUGAAGGGCACAAUCGGUACCCUCAUGGGCGUAGCUAGGGGGGUCCUUUUCUGGGGGAACCUGCCCCCCCCCAGAAAAACGGGAUCCUCCAUUCCUCACCCCCUGCUCUCUUCACCACGAGAAGUGGUCCCAUGGCCCUCCCCAGAGAAAUUUCCUAGCUACGCCCCUGGGUACCCUUCAAAUUCAACCGCCCGCUGGAAGAAGGUGCAAUUUUAGGUGUCUUAUUCUUAUUGUCAUUGUGAAAAUGUCUUGAUUUUACUAGCCCCAAUGUUCCUCGCUGCUUAUUUAUAGAUGGAGGUGGCUGUAAGGCGUGAAUGACCGAUAAUCGAUAUCUUCCCAUUUAAAGUUGGGAUAAAGAAUCGCUUAUAUUGAGGUGUUAGGUGCAGCACCCUGUUUAUCGAUUCUUUUCCAUAGGUUUAAACGGCAGAUCAAUCGAUUAGUGGAGUAUACUGACGGUGUAAGUCCGCAACCACGUAUCUCGUUUGCCAAUGUUUAAAAAUACAUAAGUGUAUUUAUUUAUAUUUUUAUUUGGAGAUCUCUCUUGAAUUAAAUUAUCCUGUAAUAAUUAUAAUUUCGGUAACUUUGUUAUAAAUUGGAUUGUUAAUUCCGAUACUAUGCUGAUGUUUUGUUUUUUCCCUCAUUUUGAUUUUCAAUAUAUUCAUACUUGAUGUUUUCCCCACUUUUUUCUGUUUUUAAUUGCUAUUGAUGAUAAUAGUAUUGUAUUGUUUUGAAAUUUCCAUAUAUGUAUGACAACCUAAAAUAAAAUAAGUGCACAGGAGAUUAUU